Molecule: messenger RNA, 4096 nt
Organism: Closterium sp. NIES-67
Lineage: Eukaryota; Viridiplantae; Streptophyta; Zygnematophyceae; Desmidiales; Closteriaceae
Source: the annotation of a GenBank genome assembly
AAAAACAAGCUGAUACUGAGCACGGCCCUUCUAGUACUUGGUUAGUUGGAGGCUGUGAGCAUGAAAAACCUCCCCGAAGUUUCAGCCUUCUGACAGCAACGCAGCGCAGAGCAGCAAGUGUCAGCCUUGGUUUUUGCCUCCCUUCCAUGGCUUCCUCCUGAAUCAUUCCUGGCCUGAUGACCAUCAGUUCUGAAGGAGAUAUUUCUAUUUCAUCCCGUUGACAGGUGGAUUUAUGUUCUCGAGAAGUACUCUUCGUUUGACUAAUUUAGCAGUCCUUCUUGAUUCCUGACGUCUUACGUGCACGGCCUUCGUAGCUAGGUCGAGCAAACAUGCAAACGCGGUCUAGAAGUAAGCGAUCCUUAGUCUCUAUCUCAUCCACGGAGCCGUCCGACUCCGUCUCUACGCGAAAGCGGGUUACCCGAGCAUCCCCGAACGAACAAGAAUCCUCGGCUCAGGUAGCUCCGUCUAUCGGCUUACAAGUGGGUAGUCAGCGAUACAGCAGCCAGACUAGACGAGCUUCUGCGACGAAUUCGGCGACUGCUGCAACGAAUGCGACUGUAGCGACGAAUUCGAAAAAUGGGAAUGCGACUGCUACUGCUAGAAACGCGGGGAAUCGUAAGGCGACGAAUAGUGCCAAGAAUUCGACAAAACCGACUGUCGCGAAGGAUGACGUCAGCGCGAGCUCGGCUGCGAUCAGCGUGCCUGACGAGGUUACCACCAAUAGGGUUACCACCAGCAGGGUUACCACCAGAAGCAGAAGCGGAAGCAAAGGUGAAAACAGAGGCGCGACUAUCAACGCGAGAAGAGGCGGGAAUGGAGCCACGGCGAGUUGCGACGCUGUAAGAAUGGUUCUCAGCAGCAGCAGCUCUGACGACGGGGAUUCCGUGAAUCAUUCACAACGUAAGGAGGUUCUGCGCUGCUCUAAUACGGCGGAGCAGUUCUAUUCGCCGGCUGAAAAUGGUUCAAAGAACGCGUUUGCUGCAUCCGAGCCGGUUCAGAAGGCUCUGUUUCACUCACCUGUGGAUCCACACGAGGAAUUCUACUCGCCUGCAUCCGAUGCAGCUUUUUCCGAGGAACCAAAGAAGCGUGUGCAUGCAUCAGAUGCAGCCGUUUCCGAGCCUUCGAAGAAGCAUUCGCCUGUUUCAGAUGCAGCUUUUUCUGAGGCUCCUAAGAAGCAGGUGCCUGCUUCAGAUGCAGCCGGUUCUGGGGCUCCUAAGAGGCAUUCGCCUGGUUCAAAUGCAGCCGUUCGUGAAGCACCGAAAGAAGACUCGCCUGCUUCUGUCGCAGCCGCUUCCGAAGCGUCUAAGAAACACUCGCCUGUCUCAGACGCAGCCGUUUCUGAGGCGCCAAAGAGGCAGUCGCCUGCUACUGAAGCAACCGUUUCUGGGGCUUCCUUGAAGCAUCCGCCUGUUUCCGACGCAGCCGUUUCCGAGGCACUAAAGAAGCAUCUGUCGGCUCCAGACGCGGCAGCAGCCGUCAAUUCCUUUCCUAUCGCCUCUUCUUCCUUGCGAACGUCUAGCAAACCAGCAGCGAAUGGAUCCGUGACACGUGUACCGAAGGGCGUUGAUCACGUGGCUGGACGAGGCUCGCUAGCCCCUGCUCGGCCGCCUGGUGUGAAUGUGAUCACACUGAGCGACGAUAGUGACAGUGACGCUAGGCCGCGUGGCGGAAGGCUGAGGAGGAGCAGGAGAGGCGCAAAGGGGGAGGAGAGCAAACGUGGAGCAAAGAAGGGUUUCAUUGCUGCAAAGAACAAGGCUCCUGUUAUUGUAAUCGAUGACAGUGACGACGAGGAUGACAAUAAGGAGGAUGAGGUGGAGGGAGGGGAGGAGAAGAAUGAGGAGAGUCAGAAGGAGAAGGAUGCAGAGGAAAGGGUGGGAGUGGUGGGGGAUGAACGGCUCACAGAGACGCGUGCUCCUGCUGCCGCUGCUGCUGCUCCUGCUGCUGCUCCUGCUGCUCCUGCUGCCCCUGCUGCUGCUGCUGCUGCUGCAGUUUCAAAGGCUCUGAAUGGGGUUGCUGACUUAAGACAGAAUGGGAGGUGCCAGGGCCAGAAGAAUCCAAUGAUUGCGCGGGCAAGUACUGGCACUUGCACGGAAGCUCGUAACCGAUUGGUUACGGAAGGAAACAGUCCCGUGACAGUGGCGGUUUCAGGAGUGAAGGCAGAGAGAGGAGCAGUCGAAGUGGUGGGAGGCGGUGCAAAGGGGUGUGAUGUAAGGGGAGGUGAUACUAGCGUGGGUGACGCUAAGGGUUAUGCGGAUGUGGGUACGCAAGCAAUUGGUGCAGCAGCAAAGGACGUGCCAGGGAAGGGUGAUGCGGCUGCUAAUGCCGCAGGGAAGGGUGACUUAGCAGCUGCUGCUGCUGCUGCUGCUGCUGAUGAUGAUGAUGAUGAGGAUGAUGAGGAUAUAGAGGACCUUUUUACCUAUGGGAAGCUGCGUGUGCCUGCUCCACGUCCUGUGCGGCCAUGCAGGCCUGUGGGUAUUCUGAGUGCUGAUGGUAACUAUGAUGAGGAGAUGGAGGACUUCGAAGGUACUAGCAACAAUCCUCUCAGCCGCAAUCCCCUCUCCCCGGGCCCAUCCACCAACCCUCGCCCCAACCCGCUAAGUCCCAGGGCACCUAUGAGCCCUCCUCAUCAGAAUCCGCUAAGCCCCAGCCAUAAAUCAGCAGCAGGAGCAGCAGCAGCAGGCGCAGCAACAGCAGAUGAAGCAGCAAGCAGUGCUCUCAGCCGGUUUCGCCUGCUGAACCAAUCCAAGGCUCACCGCCACGGGCCCCUCGCGUUCCUCGCCUCCGAACCUGACCCAGGCUCGGGUGGAGGCUCGGUCAAGGCAAGCGAGGCAAAAGCAGCUGCUGAGCAUGGGUACCCAGCACCAUCCUCAUGCCAUCCACCUCAAUCACACCCUAUGCAUGGCAUGGCAGGCCAUGCAGCCGCGCAUGGGCAGGCAGAGGGGGGGAGGGAGUGGGAGGAUGACUGGUUGGGGGAAGGGAGUGAUGGUGGUGUGGGAGAGGGCGCGGACAACCCUCAACUGGAGCUCUACCAAAGGGAAGUGAGCCGUGUGAGGCAGCAGCAGGCGGAGCUGGCCCGCAUGAGAGAGCAGCUUUCUGAGGACGGUCUGAGGGAACAGGUGAUGUCCGCAUGCCACUUGGCUUCACAAGAGCAGCAGCAGCAAGAGCAGCCGGACUGGACUCGUGGUCAGAACGGGAAUGGCAGCCACUUAGACGGAGCCAGCGGUGCAGCAGCAGCAGUGGCACCACCCGCUGCUGCAGCACCCGCAGCAACACCGGUAGUAGCACCGUCGGCGGCGGCACUGGCAGCAGCAGCUGCAGCAGCAGCAGGCAUUGGGAGAUCAAGGGGCAGCAGGAGGAGGAGCAGUGGUGGAGGCAGCAGGGCAGCUAGGAAAAGAGAGCUUGUGGCAGCAAUGACGGAAGCAGUAGUAUCAUCACAAGCAGUUGUAGCAGCAUUCAGAGCUGUAGCAUCACCACCACGUCCACCAGCAGCUGUAGCAGCAAUGAAAGAAGGAGCAGCAGCAGCAGCACUAAGCAGGGUGGCAGCUACUCCCAGCAGAACCAAAGGACCAUCGCACCAAGGAUUAGGUUUUGCAGCUUUCAAUGGUGCUGGUGCAGGGCAUGGGAAUGGUGCUGCUGCCAGUGGUGCAGGUGUAGGUGCAAGUGCUGCAGGGAAUGCAGGUGCAUUGCAGGCGAAUGGAAGGCAUUUGGCAGGAGGGGGAGAGGCAGGGGAGCAAGGGGGGGAGGGUGGGGGCGAGCGCAUUCGGCUGAGGGUGACUGGGAGCCUUGGAGAGCACAUGUUUCGACUGGGGAAGGGUGACAAUCUAGAGAAGCUGUUUGUUGCAUACGCCAACAAGGGAGGAGUGCCAGUGGGCUCGCUCAAGUUUGUCUUCGAUGGGGACGCGCUAAAGAGUGAUUCAACACCAGCUGACCUGGACCUUGAGGACGAGGACCAGAUUGAAGCUGUGUGCAGGUAGUCUAAAAGAUGACCGUGGAAUUUCUACUGGCAAGUGUAUACUGCUGAUGGAUUUGUGAUGAUACUGUAGUCAUGAGUCAUGACCCGGCUGUCAUCUCGCUUUUGCCUAUCACUGUACCAUAU